Molecule: messenger RNA, 713 nt
Organism: Aphanomyces invadans
Lineage: Eukaryota; Oomycota; Saprolegniomycetes; Saprolegniales; Verrucalvaceae
Exons: 1
Coding region: 53-559 (168 amino acids)
Source: RefSeq, a predicted model, not a curated record
AUCCGACCUUUCGCUGCAGAAGAAGCCCAUCGUCCAUUGUACAAUUCGCAUCAUGAAGGCCGCAACAAUCUUCGCGCUUGCUGCUAUUGCCACGUUGGAGUGCCAGGCGUCCUCGUUCCGCGAACCUCGCAUGCUCCUAGCCGCGGACUGCAACAAAGACUGCACCCCCGAGAGCGGCCUCUCAUGGACGCUGUGCAAGCUUGGUCAAGCUGGCUCGUGCACCUGGCAAGGAGUUUCAAGCGCGGGUUCGUAUGUGUACCACGGUGCUGCACGAUUGGUCGGUGCUCAUUCGGAGCCCGAACAAUCAGCCGCUACGGUUGAAACACCCAGCAACACUACUGCUGCGCCCAAGGGUGCUGACGUUGCUGCUGCGCCUCCUUCGAGUGAAGACAAGGAGCACGACGAAGCUGCGCAUGACGACGGACAUCAUCAAGACGAAAAGGAGCCUGCCCAUGGAGACGACAAGGAGCCUGUCCACGAACACGAAAUGGAGCCUGCUCAGGACGAACACCAUGAAGGUGGCGACAAGCCUGCCGAAGACGACAACGACGGUCAAUAAUUUGACGGCCUGUGUUGUUGCCAUCCUGGUUCAAGUGUCGUGCAGUAUCGAGUAAUAAUUCUUGGAGUCCCAUCACCAGAACUUGUUGGAAUGUUUUGUAAGUUCAAGCGAUUUCCCCGGGUAAUUGUAAUGCGGGAAAUGCUGGAAAACGCCA